AUGAACACUAGGCAUCCUCCUUUCUAUAAAAAUUGCCGUGGUUCUUUCUUGAACACAUACCAUACUAGAGCACUAGCAAGCAAUCUUGCAGCUAUUUAUCCAUCCCUCAAUUCAAUGCCUACAAUCUUUGCUCUCUUCUUCUUGGGAAUUCUUAAUGUUCCCUUGGCAACUGCUCUCUCCUUCGACUUCCCUUCCUUCAACCAAAGCAGUCUUUCCAACAUCACAUUUGUAGACGACGCAUCAUGGUCUAGUGGUCACAUUCAGCUUACCAAAAAUCAGAUAACUGACGAUAUGCAAUCUAGCCUGGGAAGAGCAGUCUACGUGGACCCUCUUCUGCUCUGGAAUAAUGAAGAUAACCUGACGGAUUUCUCCACCCAUUUCGCCUUUAUAAUCAACCCGAAUGGCCAAGAGCAUCCAGGAGAUGGCAUGGCUUUCUUCCUCUCUCCAUUUCCUUCCAAUAUCCCUAACAAUACCGGUGGCUGCGGCCUAGGCGUGUUCAAUGUCAGUGUAUGUAUGUAUGGAACAGACAGCAACUUCUCCGAACCGAUUGUAGCAGUGGAAUUUGACACAUUCCCAAAUAUUUACGAUCCCGGGAAUCCUCAUGUUGGGAUCGAUGUCGGCUCCACCAGGUCCGUUGUGUAUCAAAUUUGGGAGGACGAUGGCAACGGCAAUGGGAGCAAAUGGCAGGGAGAAGCAUGGGUGAGCUACGAUUCAGGCACUCAUAAUUUAAGUGUUUUCCUAACUCUGGAACAUGGAAACCGUACUACAAAUUACAGCCUUAGCUACAUCGUGGACCUUCGGAAGGUGCUCAACUCAUCCGAGGUUGCGGUAGGGUUCUCGGCGUCGACGGGAACAUAUGAUGAGACACACACACUUUUAUCAUGGAGUUUUUCUUCGACCCUAGUGCAACGCCCCAUGCAACAACCCCCUGUGCAAGCCCCCAUGCAACCUCCUCCCGUGCGUUCCACCGCGCAACGCAAAAGCAAAAUCGAGAUCAUUGUUGGCAUGGCCAGGGGGGUAGGGAUCCUCCUCCCCCUCUUGCUGUUGGUUUUUGUGUUCUUGUGGAGCAGGAAGAAGAAGAGGGCGAAAAUUGGAGAAAACAAGGACCAGUUGCUUGAUGAUGACUUGGAGAUAGAAGCAAGGCCGAAUAGGUUCUCGUAUGAAGAGCUAGCCACUGCGACGAGGAACUUCUCUGACGACGUCAAGCUCGGGGAAGGUGGAUUCGGGUCGGUCUACAAAGGCCAUCUCGAGGGCCUGAACCUUGACGUCGCCAUUAAGAGGUUUGCCAAGGAGUCGUCCAAACAAGGAAAGAAAGAGUACUUCUCCGAAGUCAACGUCAUAAGCCGCCUUGGACAUCGUAAUCUGGUUAAGCUGGUUGGCUGGUGCCAAGAACAACAAGAACUCCUCCUCGUCUACGAGUUCUUGCCCAACGGUAGCCUCGACUCGUGUCUGUACUCCGCGCAAAAUCAUUUGAGAUGGCCGGCGAGGUACAAGAUCGCACUCGACUUGGCCUCUGCGAUGCUCUAUCUCCAGCACGACUGGGAGCAGUGCGUGCUGCAUCGCGACGUCAAGCCGAGCAAUAUCAUGUUGGACUCUGCAUUUAACGCCAAGCUAGGAGACUUCGGCCUCGCUAGGCUCAUCGACCACGACCUCAGCUGGAAGACCACGGUCACGGCCGGUACGCUGGGGUACAUGGCCCCCGAAUAUCUUGACACUGGCAAAGCCAGCAAAGAGUCAGAUGUCUAUAGCUUUGGAGUCGUGGCCAUGGAGAUUGCUUGUGGGAGAAGACCGAGGACGGGCCAACUAGUGGAACGGGCGUGGAAACUUUAUGCGAAGAGCGCGGUAGUUGAAGCAGCCGAUGAGAAGCUAAACGGUGAAUUUGAUGGAGAACAAAUGGAGCGAGUGUUGGUUGUAGGAUUGUGGUGUGCUCAUCCAGAUUUCAAUCUGCGACCCUCGAUGAAGGAGGCAAUACAGGUGCUCAAUGGGCAGAUGGCUUUGCCAAAUCUUCCUCCGCGCUAAAAGAUAGACAUGAUUUGA
Molecule: messenger RNA, 2037 nt
Organism: Zingiber officinale
Lineage: Eukaryota; Viridiplantae; Streptophyta; Magnoliopsida; Zingiberales; Zingiberaceae
Product: L-type lectin-domain containing receptor kinase IX.1-like
Exons: 2
Coding region: 1-2019 (672 amino acids)
Biological process (GO): protein phosphorylation
Cellular component (GO): plasma membrane
Molecular function (GO): ATP binding; carbohydrate binding; protein kinase activity
Source: RefSeq, a predicted model, not a curated record